AUGAAUUUUAGAUCUUUCGACGAAUACAAAUAUACAAUAGAAUCCUCGCUGCCCAACCAAACGUUGCCGCCGACGUUUCGAGACUCCAAGCAGCCCUCCUCAGACGUGGCGGACGUCCUCCUCUCGCUCAAGCACGCCGUUCUCCACCCAGAAGACAAGUACGACAAGUACGACAAGUACGACAAGUACGACAAGUUCGAGGGGGCUUACCACCCCCACCAAAUGCUGCUGUCGCCAGGGGGGUAUGGGGGCAGCGCAGGCGACCAGUUUGGGGGGCAGCCGCCGCCCCCCAUGUUCCCCAGCAUGUCGGUGAACGUGUCGAUGAACAUGACCAUGCAUGGGUACCACCCGAAUAACGGCUGCGGGUACCCUUCCACGGAGAUAUCGUGUCCGCAGGUGCAAUGGAGCGCCACCCCUCAAGUCACCCCCCACCCCCACCACCAGGCGUACGCGAACCAGGGCCUGCUGAGCCCGACGUACGGCGGCGCCACGUACUCCUUCACGGCCGACUUCCGGCCGCCGCCGCAUGAGGGGGCGGUCUACAAGCCCGCCCCCGCUGCUUUCGCCUCGCCCAGACGAAGGCACAGCUUGGGGGCGAUGGAGGAGGAGGAGGGACAGAAGCCGAACGUCUGCAGGAUAUGUGGUUAUAUUCUACAAUUUCCCGCAUACUGGUUCGGAGUUUUGCAUCUUUGA
Molecule: messenger RNA, 693 nt
Organism: Phaedon cochleariae (mustard beetle)
Lineage: Eukaryota; Metazoa; Arthropoda; Insecta; Coleoptera; Chrysomelidae
Source: the annotation of a GenBank genome assembly